AUGUCCGAACCGCUAUCAUCGCCUUCACCGGAAUCAUCAUCUUCACCAGAAUCAUCAUCGUCAGCAUUAUCACCAACAUCACCUUCAGCAUCAUCUUCAUCCCCAAAAAAACGAAAAAAGAAUGAGAAUUCUACCUCACACAAACUAAAGAAAAUGAAAUAUCAACUAUUGCUGGAGAAAGAAAAAACAAAACAGGAGGAAGAAAAAACAAAACGCGAAAUAGAAACAGAAAAAGAAAAAACAAAGCAGGAGGUAGAAAAAACAAAACGUGAACAAGAAAAAACUAAACAAUUACAAUUAACUCACAAAUCUACAUCCAACCUAUCAACUCACUCAUAUGCUAGUAUUUAUAAUUCAAAAAAAAACCAACACCACAUUACGGUUGUCGAUGAAAUGGAACUCAAGAACUGGAUUACCCAUAGCCAGGGCCCUCCAUCCUUCCUUUCGGAUGGCUACACUUCUUUGGUUUUUGAAGUACCUGAUGGAAGGGUUGCUAAAAUAUGUAAAACGCCCGUUUAUACUAAUUUGUUUGAGAACGAAUAUCAAACGUUGAAUACUCUCAAAAGCUAUAAUAUUGAUGUCCCUCAAGUAGAAAAACUAUGUGAAGGAGUUUUACAAAUGGAAAAAUUUAAUUGCAUAGAAGAUACAGAUACCCCAACCAAACAAGAAUGUUUGGACUUAAUAGACUUAUUGCAAAAGGUUCAUUCAAGGGGAAUUUGCCACAGAGAUAUUAGACCUGAUAACAUUAUGAAGAAUGGAAAUGAUGGAAAAUUAAUAUUUAUUGAUUGGGGCUUUGCAUGUAAAGCUGACGAAAUGACACAGUUUGCCGGAACAGUUUCAUUUUGCGCAGAUGAAUAUUUAGAAUGUAUUGUUCAUCCUCAUGGUUUCAAAUCUUACAAAACAAAAUAUGAUUGUGAAUCGUUAUUGAAGACAUUUUGUUAUUGGGCUUCUAGCAAAAAAUUUCAUUCCGUUUCUAGAAAUGAAUUUGACAAAGCAAGAGAAGCAAGAAAUUUUUGGCGGCAGUUCGAUGAACUUAAUUUCAAGACCAUUGUUUAUCAGAUAAGGAAUGGCACUGACCCGUACGCUGCACUAAAGUCAUUCUGGCAAAACAACACUAAUCCUUCCUUCUGA
This is a messenger RNA of Naegleria lovaniensis, 1131 nucleotides long. RefSeq lists its product as uncharacterized. The coding region runs from base 1 to 1131 and encodes 376 amino acids. Gene Ontology annotation, cellular component: nucleus; cytoplasm. Lineage: Eukaryota; Heterolobosea; Eutetramitea; Acrasida; Naegleriidae. The record is from RefSeq and is a predicted model, not a curated record. The transcript is spliced from 2 exons. Gene Ontology annotation, biological process: mitotic DNA damage checkpoint signaling; protein phosphorylation. Gene Ontology annotation, molecular function: ATP binding; protein serine/threonine kinase activity.